CUCUAUACAUUAAUAAAUAAAAUAAAAUAAAAUAAAUAAAGCAUAUUUUCUCUGUUUCUCAGUCUGACCGUUAAAUCUUAGUUUCCUUAUCUAGAACUGUAGAAACUCUGAGCAAACAGCGCACGGUUGUCUCAGAUCAUCCAUGGAGACCAUUCGAUCAACCUUCCCAGUUUUCCAAACCAACCCAGUUUUCCUCACUCCCAAGCCUCUUAAACCCUUCAAGGUUUCCAUCAAACCUCCACCACCAGACUUCAAUUUCAGGUCAGAAAUUUCAGACCACUCAAAAGCCACAAUAGCCAAAACUCACCCUGAGUUGCUUGAUUUGGCUGAAAAUGGGACCUUGUUCUUCAUCGACAAGAGCCGGUUUGGUCCAGUUCCGGCCUGGAGGACCGAGUUCGUCGAACCGGAGGCCAUCUGGUUAGUUGGCACCACUCAUAUUUCUCAAGACUCUGCUCUGGAGGUUGAGCGCGUUGUCCGGGCAGUGAAGCCAGACAAUGUGGUGGUUGAGCUCUGCAGAAGCAGAGCUGGGAUUAUGUAUGCUAAUGCCUCCAUGGAUGGUGAGGCAGGCCAACAAUUAAGGUCAAAUAUGUUCUCUUUGACUGGAACUGGGUUUUUUGGCGCCGUUGGUCGGAGCAUAAACUUAGGGGGUCAAACUGCUCUGGCAUUACGAGUACUUUUGGCGGUUUUCUCAUCAAAGAUCUCGUCAGAUACCAAUCGUCCUUUCGGUGAUGAGUUCCGUGCUGCUCGAAAGGUCUCUGAAGAAGUUGGUGCUCAAAUGGUUCUGGGGGACCGGCCGAUUGAAAUAACUCUUGAAAGGGCUUGGAAUUCUCUGAAUUGGACAGAGAAACUGAGCUUGGUGGCCUCAGUUGUUCGCGGGAUAACCUCACCAUCUGAUAUGUCCCAAAACAAUCUCAAGGAAUCAAGUGCAAGUGAUGAUGGCACAUUUCAGCUUUAUGAGCAGCUAAGUUCUUCAUAUCCUUCACUCCUCCAGCCUCUGAUACAUGAACGAGACACUUACCUUGCAUGGUCUCUAAAGAGGAGCAAAGCUGUGAAUAAGAGUAAGAGAGUGGUAGGGGUUAUUGGAAAGGGACACAUGAAUGGUGUAAUAUAUGCAUUGCUAGCUGACCUGGGAGAUCUGCGGUUUAGGGACCUUGUAGGACAGAGGCCUUCAAGUCAAGGUACUGAUGCUAGUUCUGAUGGCAGAUGGGUUGUCAAAUUGGUCCAGGACUUGGUCAGAGACACUGUCAUUGGCACCCUCCUGUGGGCAUUAUAUGAGCAGAUAAAAGGUGGAUUAUAGAGUAGAGUAGAUUUGAAAUCUCAAAUGGCUGAAAAUACAAUCUUUUUUUUUUUUUUGUAUACAAAUUUGCUCAGUUGCUCAGAGGCACCUCAAAAAAAUUACAACUGGUACUUCACUUUGUUGUUAAGAUUUUUACUGCUUGGAUAAGGAUGUCAA
Messenger RNA from Prunus mume (Japanese apricot), 1453 nucleotides. RefSeq names its product TraB family protein. NCBI's taxonomy places the organism in Eukaryota, Viridiplantae, Streptophyta, Magnoliopsida, Rosales, Rosaceae. The record is from RefSeq and is a predicted model, not a curated record.